Priapulus caudatus is the source of this 1672-nucleotide messenger RNA. RefSeq names its product methylmalonic aciduria and homocystinuria type C protein homolog. Gene Ontology annotation, biological process: cobalamin metabolic process. The record is from RefSeq and is a predicted model, not a curated record. Gene Ontology annotation, molecular function: demethylase activity; cyanocobalamin reductase (cyanide-eliminating) (NADP+) activity; FAD binding. Lineage: Eukaryota; Metazoa; Priapulida; Priapulimorpha; Priapulimorphida; Priapulidae. The transcript is spliced from 4 exons. Bases 66 to 818 code for a protein of 250 amino acids. Gene Ontology annotation, cellular component: cytoplasm.
CAAAGGCGGUCGUGUGUUGUGUGUUUAUGUAGAAGUUGAACGUGUGAGAAUUCUGUUCAAUCGUGAUGACCACUCAUACUAUAAUAGACAAUAAUGAUGCACUUUCAAUCAACAAAGGCAUACGGGAACUUUUAGAGCACGCUGGUUUUGAGAGCUAUCCUUUUAAGGUUUCUUGGUACAAUAAAUCGGUAGAACCAGUGUUCCACCUUGGCUAUCAUGGAGAUACUUUGGCAUUCAUUAUCAUCAGCACACCCAAUAUGUAUGAAAAUGCAUUCAAGCCAUUUGUCACCAGAAGUAAAUGCCUAGGAGUAAGAGAUCCAAUUGAUGAAUGUGUUGCCCAUCACUUCGACCAAGUAAAAAAUCUAUUUUCUGGUGAGAAGAUCACUUGUAUUCACGACUUUGAGCUCACUCCAACAAGGCGACCUAAGAUACUAGUGCAGACUGCCAGCCAUAUCGCAGGAGCUGCAUAUUACUAUCAGAGGAAUGAUGUGAAAGAGCAGCCGACCAGAUGGGAUAAGAAAUCGAGGAUAUAUGGAGUGUGCAUUCAUCCAAAGUGGGGUGGCUGGUUUGGUCUGCGUGGUGUUCUAAUUUUUGACAAUGUCCAGUGCCCUGAGCUGUCUCAAACAAUCCCCCCGGAUGUGGUUGACACAGAUGCGAAAAAGAUCGAACUGCUUGAACGGUUUAAUAACAACUGGCAGGACUGGACUUUCCGGGAUAUAAUUCCACCUGACGGCAGAUAUUCGGAGGAACAGAAGCUAUACUUUGCAACAGCACCAGCUGAGAGGAAGAAACUUCUUGGAAUCGAGGAAUUAUCCUAGACAUGUGUAGGAUGAGAAAUGUUUUUAUGUAGGUUAUUUUAUAUUUAAUAUGAGAACCAGUUCUGUACUGUGUUAAGGAGGCAUGUCGUUUAUUUUUGUGCUAUUGGGUCGUAUUGAUCAUAAGCAUUCGGUAAGUUAGGUGCUUUGGUUGCUCUGAUAAUCUUUGUUAAGGAAAGCUACCUUGCUGUUGUGGGUGAAGUAGUUAGCCUUACACCAUGAUUGCCCAAGGGCAAGGCCAUGGUAGGACUACGGCAAAUAGCAUGUAGUACCUCUAGUCAUAUGUUCUGUCACAGAUUUUUUGUUGGAGUUCUAUGUGACUCUAUUUGCUUACCAUUUAUCUCAUACGAGUCAUAGCAACUAGUAUAAAUUUCUGGUUGGACUAAAAGAACUUCUUCAUGUUCCGACAACAGGGUAGCCAGCUGGUGGGAAUACAUAUCUAAUUUAAAUGGCAUGCAAAUGAAUACUUACAGAGUGAACUAAUAGUAGCUUAUGACUCAGGUACCAUUAGGAUUGUUUGAGGAAUCCAUUGAUGAAUUGGAAUCUCCUAGAGGAUGAUGGUCUCUUAAUAAAUAUCAAGAAAAUGUGGGUGUGGUAGGUAAGGGGUCUAUCCAAUGCUGGAGGAAAAUUAACAGUGGUUCUUAAAUCUUGUUGGCUGUGACAAAAAUUAUAGUAGAAGACCUUGUAUUUUUAUUCUUGCACUUGCCACUAUUGCUCUAUAAGUAAAAUACAAGGCAGUCACUGAAGAUCAUUAGCAUAGUAUAAUCACUUGGCAAUGCAGGUGUUAAAAAUCACUGAAAUCUCACCCUGGAAUUUGAUUUGCAAAAUAUAAUAAAAAUGGUUAUGGCUAAUCAUUA